CGGCGGCGAAGGUAGUGGGACUGGAGACCUGGACUUGGGCUCCGCUCCCCUCAGUCUAGUGCUAGAUGGGAUGCCGUGUGUUGUGUCAUGAACCUCUCACAUCUGCUCUGUGUGUUGCUAGCCCACCUCACCACAUACACCGAUGGAGAAGAAGAAGGCCAGCGGGUGAAGAGGCCGCGGGCGCCGGCGAGUCCAGAUCUGGACAUCGCUCCUGACCAGGCGCUGGACGAGCGGAAUGGCCCGCCGAAGCAGCCCUCCGUGCCUCCAGGGUUCCUCAGUCCGUCGGUCAAGGAGUACUUGGAGCUCGGCAAGUCCAUUCCGGGACGACCUGGUGCCGACUACCCCGUGUUGUCCGUGGUGCCGUACACAGACUUCUACUGCGAGGACCAGCCGUACCCGGGGUUCUUCGCCGACAUGGACACUCGCUGUCAGGGUUGGCACUACUGCGACAUCGACGGCCGCCAGACGACCUUCCUGUGCCCCAACGGCACCCAGUUCUCGCAGGCCGUGUUCGUGUGCGACUGGUGGUUCAACGUGAGGUGCGAUCUGAGCCGCCAACUGUACCCCAUCAACGCGCGGCUGUACCGCCGCCCCAAGCUAAGCCCCACCAGACCUCACAGACUCAUCACCAAGCAGCUGCUCGACAACAUCUUCGUCUGAUCGCCGCAGUGUCGGUCCAGACGAUACACAUUCCACACACAAACACACUUCCAACAGUUGCAUAAAGCAUGGUAACACUCAUCAGCACCUGUGACUGUUUACACUCAGUCUUCUAUUAUUAAAUUAAACAGUUUUUUUGUAGUUGCAAACUAAAUCACAAUCACACUUAUGAUGACUUUGAAUAUAUUCAUACAAAGUAUCAAGGAUGAUAAUCAAGUCAAUUAGGAUGAUUAAGAAGAGAAAAGCCAAGUGACAAUGUAUGUGUCGACCUGCAGCAUAUCACCAUCACAACUCUGAUUAUAUUUAAUGUACUAAAAAAUUAAAAAGCGAUUUAAAAUGUUUUACAGAAAUUUAAAAAUAGUACAAGAAGAACAAUAAAAGUAAGUAUCUAGGAAAGAUAAAAGUAAGCUGAAACGGGUAAUAGCAAACGCAAUUUAAUUAGUUACAAAGACAAAAGGCAGAAAAGAAGCUUGCACUGUGUUGCAGUGGACCGAGAAUAUUCGAAUGUUCACAGGACUCAAUUUAGACUUGAAACACCAAUCUCAAAUGGACAGUGAAAACGAAAACUAACCUCACAGACAUUAAUGACAUGUGUACAAAGUUUUAGUUUAGUGUAGAGUUAUAAAAAAGUGAACUAUGUAAAAUAAUGUAAUGAAAUAAAUUAUAAAUAAGGUUUUUA
This is a messenger RNA of Homalodisca vitripennis (glassy-winged sharpshooter), 1339 nucleotides long. RefSeq lists its product as uncharacterized. Gene Ontology annotation, cellular component: extracellular region. The transcript has 3 exons. The record is from RefSeq and is a predicted model, not a curated record. Gene Ontology annotation, molecular function: chitin binding. NCBI's taxonomy places the organism in Eukaryota, Metazoa, Arthropoda, Insecta, Hemiptera, Cicadellidae. The coding region runs from base 88 to 660 and encodes 190 amino acids.